Messenger RNA from Manis pentadactyla (Chinese pangolin), 647 nucleotides. RefSeq names its product mitochondrial assembly of ribosomal large subunit protein 1-like. The transcript is spliced from 2 exons. Lineage: Eukaryota; Metazoa; Chordata; Mammalia; Pholidota; Manidae. Gene Ontology annotation, molecular function: ribosomal large subunit binding. The record is from RefSeq and is a predicted model, not a curated record. Gene Ontology annotation, cellular component: mitochondrion. Bases 1 to 630 code for a protein of 209 amino acids. Gene Ontology annotation, biological process: negative regulation of ribosome biogenesis; negative regulation of translation.
AUGGUGCUUGCCGGGCCUGCGUUGGGCGUGGGGCCCCAGCUCCGGCGGCUUAAGGCGGGACCAGCGCUUGUCCCGGCCUGCCUGACCGCCGACCGCGUGCGAGGCCUGCACGGCGGGCCUGGCCUUGAGGAAGGGGCCGCAGACGCGGCCGGCAAGGGGCACCCGGAGUCAGGCACUGCAGAUCAUACUGCUCCCAAGUUUGACAUCGAUGUGCUGGUUUCACUUCUGAGGCAAGAAAAUGCAAGAGACAUUUGUGUGAUCAAGGUUCCUCCAGAAAUGAAAUAUACAGAUUACUUUGUGAUUGGUAGUGGAACUUCCACCCGACACUUACAUGCCAUGGCCUACUACAUUGUGAGAAUGUACAAAUACCUGAAAAGUAAAAGUGAGCCUCAUGUUAAGAUCGAAGGGAAGGACACUGAUGACUGGCUCUGUAUGGAUUUUGGCAACAUGGUGAUUCACUUGAUGCUUCCAGAAACCAGAGAAACCUAUGAAUUAGAGAAAUCGUGGACCCUACAUUCUUAUGAUGACCAGUUAGCUCAGAUAGCUCCUGAAACAUUACCUGAAGACUUCAUUCUUGGAUUAGAAGAUGACACUUCUUCCCUGACUCCAGUGGAGUUCAAAUGUGAAUAAAUGCGCUGCUUCAGUCA